Molecule: messenger RNA, 6963 nt
Organism: Mycetomoellerius zeteki
Lineage: Eukaryota; Metazoa; Arthropoda; Insecta; Hymenoptera; Formicidae
Gene: Dhit
Product: regulator of G protein signaling double hit
Exons: 5
Coding region: 2492-3475 (327 amino acids)
Source: RefSeq, a predicted model, not a curated record
GGCAGACAGUGGUGGCCAAGGCACCGUGUAAGCGCGUGUAAUCGCCAUAUUGGCCGAACUCCGGACGAUAGCACCUCGCGGGUCGUGGAGCUUUAAAGCUUCCGCGGUUGCUCUUCCAUUGCCCGCGUCGGCACGGUCAUAAUAACGGGAGAAGCACAUAAAGUGGAGAGAGGGCGAGCGAUCCCUGUGCGGAAAAAGAGGCGGCGAGGAAAGGACACGCGAUAAUACCGGAUACGCCUUCGAACGCCGCAUCAAACAGCGAAAAAGAGCUAGAGAGAGAGAGAGAGAGAGAGAGAGAGAGAAAGAGAAAGAGAGAGAGAAAGAUAAGGCUAAGAUACAACACGCGGACAUAGCAGUGACAAGUGUUCCGGAUACGCGUGACUUAAAUCAAAGCAAGGGAGAAUCGCAGCGAUCAAUCGCGGCGGUGCAUCCAAAUAUCAAUAUCGAUCUUCCUGUUACGGGUAUAUCUCUCUCAGAUUGUAUCCUUCAAAGAUUACUUUCGUCCGCAAACUCUCGCGUCGGAUUCUGCGACGCUUCCAUUGUAUCACAUUUCUCGGUUCUCACUUCCGACGAAAAAUCUCUACAAAGUAACGUCUAUGUGCUCGAUAGAGACUGCAUCUUGUUCACGCAAGAAAAGAAUCGACUUCCAAUAUAAUUAUCAAUAAAUUCAAAUCUCUUCCUGAAACCAAUCUUCCUAAGAAGUUUUUCCAUCCAACUCCGAUUUCGCGGAGACAAGGAUUAACGCUCGAUCUGUCGGAAGUCUUCCGACAGGAUACCAAGCGGUCAAUCGACGAGAAGCUGGCACGAAGAUAGCCUUCAGCAGUCUACCUUGCCGGCGUGACAGUGUGCGAGUUCGUCUCUCCCUCUGGUCUUCACUGCUGCCAAUCAAUAACCGGCGCAUCGGCUCACUUACGCUCCAAUCUCCUAGAGAGAGACUCUCUCUUUCUCUCUCUCUCUCUCUUUCUCUCUCUCUUUCUCUCUCUCUCCUCUCCGUCUCUCUUUGCCUCAUCUAUCUUCCCACUAUCUCACGCUCUUACUUUCAACGCUCCUCUCCUGCUUAAUCAAACACGCUAACAUUCUCUGAUUCGUUUCAUCAUCUUCCCUUUUCUUCCUACCUUUUUCUUUUUCCUGUCUAUCUCUCUCUUCCCUGCGUCUUCUUCCGCACUCUCGUGUGCGAGAUACGCGGGACGGGCACCUGUCAACGCAAUCAACAGCAUCAGGAACAUAAGCAGACACAGCGGUAGCGUCAGCAGCGGUCCGAACCAGCGACAGCAGCGCAGGCAUUUAAACCUGGCCGUGCCAGCGUCUCGCGCAACAUCUUUAACAGGCGCGAGUAUCUAUUUAUAAUUCCGUCAAACGCAACGGGGAACGAAAACUGCGGCAUCGUGUACAGCUACCUAGGUCAGCCGCGAAGAAAAGAGAUGUCGACGUGAGGUUGGCGUUAACCCAAGAGCGUGGCACGGCGCGACGCAGCCACUCCUUUUAAAACCGUGUAAUUGAAAGAUGUGAUGAGUCAAUCGCGUGCGACGUCCUUACUGUCAUCAACGUCGUCGUCGUUGUCAUCGCCCUAAAGUUCAAGGAUUUCGUCUCGGUUGGUUGACCGAAUUUUUGGAGUCCAAGAUACGGGACCGCGUAUCUCAAUGGAACGCGACGAAUUCGCUCGAUCGUAUCGCGUUCAUCCUUGAGAGCAAUCGCCAUCGGUAGCGAAGGAUCUCUACUUCCUGUUCCUUUCAAUAGCGGGUCUCGCAUCCGCGCACUCUCGCCUCUCUCUCUCUUUCUCUCUCUGCAUCUCUCUCUCUCUCUCUCCCUUUCUCUCCUACCUUUCCGACUCGGCCGACCGACCAGUCGAUCCGCGCGCGCGGCUGUCCCGUUAAGAGAGAAGGGUGGAGGGUGCCGCGAGAGGGUGACGGUGGUGGAGUGGUAUCGUGGCGCGGGUGGUAUUAACGAAGAGGAUUGUCGAGAGAAAAACGAGGGACAAUCGGCAGCAGCGGAAAGUGGAAGACGGUGGGAAAUGGAUGAAAUAUCAUGCGCGACAUCGACGACGUAACCCUCCGCUUGUUGGGGUCCGCCGUUGUUCAGUGUCGUCGCGCGACGUCGCCAUCAUCGUCGGCGUAGUAACGCCUCGCCCGAUCUCGAGGCGAGGAAACCGUUUGGCGGCUGAUCGCUUGGUAGUGCGCGUACCUAUGUGUCCGUCCGCGAGUCCGUGAAGGGUUCGUACGCUGGGCUGUUACGCGGUUUCGGCUGAGGAGCAUUGGUGCGCGCUGGGAGCAUGCGGGUUUCGGGCGAGGCCCGGCGAGGCGGCUCCGCGGGAGGACCGGGCUAAAGGAACGACCGCAUAUCGGAAGGGACACUCGCGAACGCGGGCACGGUGCGCCCGCGGCCGUGCCCGCACCCGCACCCCCGCGUCUCGGCGCCGCGCCGGUCACGCGCCGAUUAGGUUCAUCCUGAAGACGCGGAAAGCGAGCUGGGCUCGCUUUCGGACGCAUGGAACAUGAUAGAGAUGUCGAGUGGACUUGGUGCAACCGCAAUGGGAAUCGGCGUUAGUCACGGGACGGGCGGCGAAGGUGUAGCUGGUGGUUGCCGCCUCCGUGCACAGAACCAAGGCCAGGCCUCGGGGUCCACGAUGCAGCAUAAUCCGCAGUCGUCUCAGCAGCAGCAGCAGCAGCAACAGCAGUCGCAGCAGCAGCAGCAGCAACAGGCGCCCUCGUCGCAGCAGCAAUCGCAGCAACAGCAACGUCAGACGGCCGGAUUCACGGGUCGAUCGAAGAAGGACAACUGUUGCCUAUGCUGGUGCUGUUGCUGCAGUUGUUCGUGUAGGAAUAAAUGUUUGGCGGCAGUCGGUGGUAAUUCGACGGGUAGCGGCGGUGCGGGCGAUCAGGGCAAGAAAAAGGGCAAUGCCGGUGUCAGUGGUGACCACGGCAGUGGCAUCAGCGUCACCGACUUCGCGGGUGCAGGUGCGGGUAACGGUCUCGAUGGACUCGACGGCCUCGACGGCGGUCUGGAGCGCUGCAGCUUGGAGGAGGUUCGGGCCUGGGGCUCGUCCUUCGACAAACUGAUGAGGAGCGGCGCCGGCCGCAAGCUCUUCAGAGAGUUUCUCGUGAGCGAAUACAGCGAGGAGAACAUCGCCUUCUGGCUUGCCUGCGAGCAACUCAAGAGGGAGAACAAUCCCGAGACGAUCGAGGAGAAGGCGCGCUACAUUUACGAGGAUUACAUAUCCAUACUUUCGCCAAAGGAAGUGAGUUUGGACUCGCGGGUGCGAGAAAUUGUGAAUCGCAACAUGGUGGAGCCUACGCCGCAUACCUUCGACGAGGCGCAGCUACAAAUCUAUACCCUCAUGCACCGGGACUCGUAUCCGCGUUUUGUCAACAGCGAGAUUUACCGGAGAGUGGCCAGAAUGAAUAGCAGCGGCCCGCCUAGCCCGAGUACCGGGCAGGAGCACAGUGGGAAGACGAAGAGCAAGCGAGGAGCGACGUAAUCGUGAUCGUGAUGGUCCAGAGACGUCGGGAGCGCGGACCAAGACCUCUAAAAUCAAGCAUCUUCACCAAAGCCACGAUCGGCCGAACCGUUCGGCAAGGGUUCGCAACACCCUCCUCGUCGGAAAGCCUCCGUCGAGGCGAGGAAUCGCCCGAGCGGACGAAUGGCUGACGAAGCUAAUCCCUCGCAGGAGGGUAUAUCCAUCCUCACGGGUGGACGACGAGCUUUCUGGUCACGUCAGAUUGCUCGCACGGAAGCCAGGGGCUUGUUCAGUGAUUCGCUUUUCCACGCGAACGCGUAACGGGGCCAUGUAAUCGCGCUCGCCAUUACAUGCGAGCCAUUACGACACCGAUGAUGAUGAUGAUAAUGAUGAUGAUGAUGGACUGAACGUACGACGAGAUCGCGAUCGCGGUUGAUCGCGUAGGUCACAAAUCGCCCAACGUUCCACUUUCAGGAUUUCUGUACCGAGCGCAUGCACGCGGGACAGUGGAUCGUAGCAGGAGAAAGGGUCACGCGAUCGCACGGGGAUGACGAGCACCAACGCGAACACCAUUGAUCCUCCCGUGUCCAUCGAUCUACGAGCCUUGCGAUCUACCCUUGUUGUAGUUGUAACUCAAAAGCUCGAAUAGGAGAUCGAGAUUCGGGCUCGCGAGAUUCCCCUUUCUCUUUCGCUCUUCUCGGCUUAAAAGCGAAUUCGAUUUGAAUCACAUACCUUAUGUCUUUCACAAGUCAUUACAAAAUAGUCGAAGUAUCCUCUUAUUCUAUUUCUUAGCAAAUACCGAAGAAAGUUAGAAAAAUAUUCUGGAUAUUUUUUUAAAUUAAAUUCACGCAUGUUAAACGUGAACGAUUCUAACUCAAUUUGCCAAAGGCCAAGCAGACUGAAAGAGGUAGACUAUCUGAUUUAAAUCUGAUACGUUUGACGAAACGAGAUGCUCACAACAUAAUAACUAUAAUUAUCUGACACGUUUGUUAUUGAAGACAUGAUGAUAAAUGCCACACAUAUUUCUAGUCAUAUGUAUUCGACCGAAAUUCCGCGGAUGAACAAGCUUUACAAGCUCGCAAAUUGAACUUUUGCGGAAUAAUGAAUACUAAUCCCUUUCUCAGGACGCAAUUGAUUCCCGGAUGCAUUUUAUCGCGAUUGUGUCUCCUGUGAUUUUAAGAUUAACGCGCGUAGCAAAAGAAGAGAAUGUCUUCGUGAAAAUAGGUUUAAUCUGCUCAAGAUCGAACUUACCGUUUGCUCUCUUUCUCUUCCUUCUCUCUUUCUCUCUCUUUCUCUUUUUCUCUUCUCUCUCUCUUUCUCUAUUUCUCUCUCGUUUCCGCGACGUUUACCUUCCAUGGAUGGGGGAGAAUCGAGUUAACAUCGUCACACAGCCCGUAACUUCAGGGUAACGUAUCGUAAUGCAUUUUUUAUCGCGCGCACUUUUCUAUAAUCAUCAGUAGUCCGCGAGUUUUCCUCCUCGGGGAAGGACAAAGUCGCGAAAUCGUACUAUACUUAUCCAGGAAAACGAGGAGAGUAUCGAGAAAGGGAAAGGGAGAGAAAAAGAGAGUAUCUUUAUCAAGAAACAUCGUUAUGGAUAUCUUGAUUCGUUCGCUUUCAUCACACUUUUAUGGGUUACCCGAUGGACAGGGGUUUUCGCCACUUCUGGUACGUCAUCCCCAUGGCGGAUAUUGAGCUACUGCCAGCGAGAAUACACCAAAGAUCGAACGUGCGCUGAAGCAACCAAAUAAUCUGACGAUCACCAAAGGGAGGAAUAACAUUCAAUCGACAUCACAUGCAUAUGCACACACGACUACACAAACAUGCGCACGUACAGAUAUAUACAUGUACAAAGACACGCAUACACACACCCACGCUGACGCAAAGCGCGUACGCUCGUGUAGAAUCUAGUCAUCGUCACGCGGAAACGCGCGAUUGGAAGAAAAAUGGCCUAAACACGAGAAAAAAAAAUACCAAGUGCAUCCUUCGAACUCGCGCGAAAAGUCGAGGCUGUCGCAUCGAAAUUGAACUGUCAUCGUUAAUGAAAGCAAUGAAAGAGGAGAAACGCGGGAGGAGAGAGAGAGAGAGAGAGAGAGAGAGAGAGAGAGAGAGAGAGAGAGGAAUGUCACGAAAGCGGCUCGACAAAAAGCGAGGCGAGACGAGGCGUCGCGGUGCGGACGCAUCUUUUAACAUUAAUUCAUAAGUAUAUAAGUAUGGAAUAGGAUUUAAAAUAAAAUAAAAAUAAAAUAAAGAGAAACACUCAAACGUCAUUUGUAAGCACGAUUGAAAAGCCAGCAUCAUUCGCGCCGCGGCGUCCGCUUGCUAUAAUAAGAAUUUCUUCUCGGCCGCGAUGCGCUCCGACUCGAACGAUUCACUUUGCCUUCAGAUUUAUGUUCCGCUUCCUGAGUCUGUAUCCCGACUCUGUAACUCUUAACAGUGUCAGUAUCAUUAUGUUAUUGCGCAGAUAUGAAAAAAAACCUGUGUAACGACAAUAUAACGAUAACCGUCGUUAAGAGUUACGGAAUCAGGGAACAGUAUUCUGUACAGGACUACCGACAGUUGACGAUAUCGUUAAUUAGCGACAGCCAAUGGUGAAAAGGAAAUAAGCGCGACUCUGAUUAGUCGUUAAUUAACGAUACCGUCGACAACUGUCGAUAGCCAUGUACAGAAUACAAGUCCAGAAGUGUCGCACGAAUGUUCCCUAUAGUAUGUUUACAUCUGAUUGUGAGAUUUGCUGUAGUAUAUAUGCGCAUAGCACUGUGUUUGACAAUGGUAUAUAAUGUAAACGCUGGAGAGUCUCAGAAUGAAAUUAUGAAGAAAUAUGAGCAAGUGUCUGAACGCGAAUAAUGUUAAACGUAAAGAUUAAUAGCCAGCUUAAUAUAAAGUAAUGUCCCGAAGAAACUCCUCCAGCGUUCGUACCUACUUAUGUUAGACACAAGUCACGCGAAAUGAAUGUCAGAUGUAAACUUGUCGCCACCUCGGCCGCCACUGCUAGCAUCUCAUCUCACGUUGUGGGACCGAUCGGGAAAGAGAACGACAUUUGGCCGAGAUCGCGACUGCGUAUCGCAAGCUCAAGAGACUCAUAUUAUAUACGUACUUAUUCUUUCGUUUCCCCUCCUCCCCCCCUCACAAACAAUAUACUCUCAGGAAUUCAUUGAAACGCAUCGGUGGACGACAUAACGUAAUAUUCGCCGCGCUAUAAAACGACCAAGAGAGCGAUAGAAUUUCGAGCGCAUCGCGGCGCGCGAUCUUCGCGACUUGCGACAUAGAUCGGUAUUACGUUGCGACAGGUAGGACAUGUCAACCAUUAUACAUUACACGUAACAAAGGACGCGUGUGCUCUCCCGAGGAUCAUCGUAAUCGGGAAGCGUGAGACGAUAUAUGAAUACGCGUUUCUCUAGUCAAAUCGAAAUUGUCGGUAUCGUCGCGAGCGGAUAACACAAGCGAUAACACAGUCAGUCAGCGUUUGGCUACUGCCCUGUAGAUAAUAUAUAGAUAGGUAUAAUGAACGA